AAAAUAAAAACUUAAAUAAGUAUAAUCAAAUGAAUGAUAUCUUAACCCUAGGUGAAAUAUUAGUUGUAUAAAUGAUAUAUAUGAAACUGAUCUAUUAAAAAUUACCAUUAUUAAUUGCAAUAAUUAUUAAAUAGUAGUUGUUAUGAUUACCUUAAAUAUAUUGUAGAUGCGCAGUUAUUUUUUAGUAAAAAUGUAACUUUCUUUUUAAUGUGCAUUGCACAAAUUUAUAAGUAACUGUAUCUGUAUUCUGUUGGCUUGUUUGUUUUGAAAUUAGAAAUCUUGCUUUGAAAUUAGAAACACGCGAGACGUGAGAAAAAGAAGAUUUGUAUAUUACUCUAAAAAAAAUUCUAGGCUUAUGAAAGAUUAACCAUAUUCAAUAAAUGGAACCGACACUCAUUAAUGAAUUUGGAGUUGUCAGAACUUUGGAAGACGAUGAUGAAAUUGAUGAUUCGAGCAGUGAUAGUGAAGAAGAAGAAAAAUCUACAUUUUCAUCCAAUUUCACAUUUGAUGAGGACGAUAAUGCUCUAAACAGUAAAUGGAAUGACAUUCAUAAGUAUACCAGGAGGAAACCGAGCACUCUAGAAGAGAAAAUUGCUUUAAUUAGAGCUGAAAAGAGGCAAAAGCGAUUUCAAAAAGAAGAAGAAGAGACAGAGGAAAAUAUUGUUGAAAAAUCAGCAGAGGUAAAUGAGGUUAAUGCUGAAGAACUGGAUGAAGAUGAUGUGGAAGCUACUGAAGAUUUAGCUAUAUCUUCUGAUGAAAAUGAAGAACCCUCAGAUAUUGUUAAAGUCAAGAAGAAGAAAAAGAAAAGGAAGAGUAUGUUUGAAUCUGACAAGGUUAUCGAUAUAGACAGUGAAAUCCUAGGGGAAGAAAUCAAGUAUGAUAAGGGUAUGACUUUUCAGCAAAUGAAUUUGUCUAGGCCAUUACAGAAGGCUAUUACUUCAAUGAAUUUUUUACAUCCCACUCCAAUCCAAGCUGCGACAAUACCAGUGGCUUUGAUGGGAAGAGAUAUUUAUGGUUGUGCAGCAACUGGAACAGGAAAAACUGCUGCUUUUAUGCUUCCUGUUUUAGAGAGGUUAUUAUUCAAACCUAAAGACAAACCAGUGACUAGAGUUUUGGUAGUAUUGCCUACAAGAGAACUUGCAGUUCAAGUUUAUCAAGUUUCAAGGCAAUUGGCACAAUUCACUAAAAUAGAGAUUGUGUUGUCUGCCGGUGGCCUAGAAUUGAAAACUCAAGAAGUAGCUCUAAGACGACUGCCCGACAUAAUAAUUGCUACUCCUGGUCGACUGUUAGAUCAUCUUGAAAACACUCCCACAUUUAGUCUUCAUAAUAUUGAAAUUUUAAUAUUGGAUGAAGCAGAUAGGAUUCUAGAUGAAUAUUUUGCUGAACAAAUGAAGGAAAUCAUAAAACAAUGUUCUUAUAGCAGACAAACAAUGCUGUUUUCUGCCACUCUAAAUGAUGAGGUUAAAGAUUUAGCUGCAUCUGCUUUAAAGAAACCUGUGAAAAUAUUUAUCAACAGUAACACUGAAGUUGCCAUAAAUCUUUAUCAAGAAUUUAUUCGUAUCAGGCCAAACAGAGAAUCCGAAAGGGAAGCUGUUCUAGCUGCUUUGCUUUCUCGAACAUUUCAAGAUCAUGUGAUGGUUUUUGUACAAACAAAAAAGCAAGUGCACCGAUUGUAUAUACUGCUUUCGUUGAUGGGUAUUAAAGCUGCAGAACUGCAUGGAAAUCUUAAUCAACCAGAAAGGUUAGAAUCUCUUAGAAAAUUUAAAGAGGAAGAAGUUGAUGUUUUAGUGGCCACUGAUGUAGCUUCUAGAGGUUUAGAUAUUCCAGGAGUGAAAACUGUCAUUAAUUUUACCUUGCCAUGUACUUUACAACACUAUAUCCAUCGAGUAGGAAGAACUGCAAGAGCUGGAAAGAGUGGAAGGUCAGUUUCAAUGGUUGGCGAGAAAGAACGCAAACUUUUGAAAGAAAUAGUGAAGCAAGCUAAAAACCCUGUUAAGCAUCGGUUAGUUCCGGCUGAUGUCAUUGCCAAAUAUCAAGAAAAAGUGACUUCAUUAGAAGAAGAUCUUUCUAGAGUGAUGAGAGAGGAACGUGAAGAUAAAGAAAUGAAAUCCAUCGAAAAAAAUGUAAAAAGGGCUGAGAAAUUUGUGUCUGGGAAAAAUGAGAAUGAGUCUAAAAGAUCUUGGUUUCAAACACCUGCUGAAAAAAGAAAAGAAAAAAUUGCAUUAAGGCUUGGCAAUCCAAAAAGCAAAAAGAAAAAAGGAGGAGAUAUACCAUCAACUGAAGAUCGUAUAUCUGUGGAACUUCAGAAAGCUGCCCAGUUUCAGGCAAGACAGGCCAAGAGAUCCCAAAAGCCCCAAAGGACAAGGGCGAUUUCUGAGGAUGAACCCAAGCAUAAAAAGCGGAGAAUGCAACGCAAUUUUGACAAAGAAUUAGGUGACACCAGUAGAACUACACUCAAAGGAUUUAGAUAUGAGGCCACACAUCAUGAGAAAAUGGAAAAAAUGAAGAAAAUGAAACUCAAAAAGAAACCAAAUAAGAAGUUUAAAUCAAAAACUAGGUAUCGUAGGAAGAAAUGAAGUGCAAAUAUGUCUUUUAUGUUUUGAAUAAAAGUUUUUAUUUAUUUAAA
Parasteatoda tepidariorum (common house spider) is the source of this 2626-nucleotide messenger RNA. It is a transcript of the gene Rs1, whose product is annotated as Dead-box helicase Rs1. The record is from RefSeq and is a predicted model, not a curated record. NCBI's taxonomy places the organism in Eukaryota, Metazoa, Arthropoda, Arachnida, Araneae, Theridiidae. Gene Ontology annotation, molecular function: ATP binding; RNA helicase activity; nucleic acid binding. Gene Ontology annotation, cellular component: cytosol.